Molecule: messenger RNA, 1476 nt
Organism: Cryptococcus wingfieldii CBS 7118
Lineage: Eukaryota; Fungi; Basidiomycota; Tremellomycetes; Tremellales; Cryptococcaceae
Product: tartrate transporter
Exons: 9
Coding region: 1-1476 (491 amino acids)
Biological process (GO): transmembrane transport
Cellular component (GO): membrane
Molecular function (GO): transmembrane transporter activity
Source: RefSeq, a predicted model, not a curated record
AUGUCGGAAGCCCAACGACAGCACGAACCUCGGGAAACCGACUACACCCCCGCUGAGCAAGCACGAGCGGUGCGCAAAGUCGACUUUCUCGUCUUGCCCAUGAUAGUUUUUUGCUUUCUCAUGCUCCAGUUUGAUCGUACCAAUCUCGGCAAUGCCCAGACUGACAGGACAUUUCUGCCCUCGCUCGGUAUCACCACCGCCAACAUCAACAUCGGCCAGACGCUCUUCACCCUCGGCUUUGUCAUCUUCGAGCUCCCCAGCAACAUGGUCAGCAAAGCCAUCGGCCCGCAGCGAUGGGUGCCGUUCAUCGUCUUCACUUGGGGUCUCAUCACCCUCUGUCAAGCCUUUUUGACCAACAGAGGCGGGUUCUAUGGGACGCGCUUCCUGCUUGCUUCUGGAGAGGCCGGCUUCAUUCCCGGUAUGGCGUGGUAUAUCACUCGAUUCUACAAGAACAGCGAGCUCUCUCUGAGACUCGCUAUAUUCUGGGCGGCAAAUAGUCUGGCUGGUAUGGUAUCCGGACCCCUCGCUCUCGGUAUUCUUCGAGGCCUUGAGGAGAAGCGAGGCUGGCACGGGUGGCAGUGGUUGUUUAUUAUCGAGGGAACUAUGACCAUGUUUGUCGCCACCAUCGCCUUCCUCUACCUCCCUUCUGUCCCGACCGACGGCGGCCGCUCCCUCCUGUUCCCUAUCCUCUCCUCUCGUGACGCCGAGAUCCUUUCCGCCCGUCUCCUUUCCGACGACUCUACAAAAGCUCUCGGACGAGGCGAGAAAGUGACGUUUGGUGAUAUCAAAGAUACCUGUCUCGACUGGCGUCUUUGGGGCCAUUGCGCUGCUGCCUUCCUAUCUUCCAUCAUCCUCACCCCAAUCAACACCUACGGCCCCAGAGUGAUCCAAUCCCUCGGCUACUCUGGCUUCAUCGCCAACGGCAUGUCCGCCCCCGCCUCCGCCAUCGGCCUCGUCUUUUCCGUUUCCCUCGCCUACUCUUCCGACCGAUUCGCCGAGCGGGGGAUCCAUAUCUUUGUCGCUAUGGCGCUCAGCUGCGCGGGGUGUUUGUGGUUGGCGCUGGCACCGGAUGAUGUUGGGAAGAGGGUUUUGUAUGGUGGGUAUUUGAUGGCGGCAGGGACUAUGGGGUGUGGACAGGCUAUCAAUGCUUCAUGGCUCAGUCACAAAUUUGACGAACGCCGUCGUCCCAUCGCCCUCGCCUUCUACGUCGCAUUCAUCCAAAUGGCAGGCUUUGCCGGAUCCAACGUCUUCAAACCCGGCGACGCCCCGCGCUACAAGAACGGCUUAAUCAUUUGCGGCGUUUGUGCUCUUGCCGGAGGAGUGGUGAUGCUCGUAUGGAAGGCGCUUUAUGUUUGGGAUGAAAAGAGGAACGUGGCUCGGAAUGGGAGCGAGGAGGAAGAUGAUGGGGCGCAUGUGGAAUCGUAUCAUCUCUCGAGGGAUGGUCAGAGCGAACACAAGGACGUCGACGAAAAGUAA